AUGGUAGAAAGUGACAUCUCGACCAUAAUGUCAGGAAUUAUUCAAAAUUCAGGGCAAAUCCACCAUCCCUCUCCACAGGAAUACAGGCUCCUAGCUACCAGUGGUGAUGAUGACCUUCCUGGGGACCUGCAAUCACUAUCCUGGCUUACGGCCGUGGAUGUGCCUCGGUUGCAGCAGAUGGCGAGUGGCCGCAUGGACCUGGGUGGCCAUAGUACGCCACACCCACACCCAGGUGCUUUGGGGGUGCCUGACCUGCAUGUGGGAGCCACCCCAGGUCCACUGCUCCAAGGGCCAGCCAGCAUGGCCCCUCCAGGCAUCCUGGGCCUGAGCUCCCUGGUCAGCCAUGGAGCCAGCAUGAGCUCAUUCCCAGUGGGAGGCCAGUCUCCAGCCGGCCUGCAGGAGACACGACUUUACCCACCUGCCGCCCAGCCACAGUUCCCGAUCCCCCAGGGCCAGCAGUGCCCCCCAGCAGGCCUGUUUGGAUCCCCAUUUGGGGCUCAGCCUCCCUACCACCAGCCCCGUGUGGCUGUGCACUCACCUCAGGAGCUGCAUCCUAAACACUACCCCAAGCCCAUCUACUCAUACAGUUGUCUGAUUGCUAUGGCUCUGAAGAACAGCAAGACGGGCAGCCUCCCUGUAAGCGAAAUCUACAGCUUCAUGAAGGAACACUUUCCCUACUUCAAGACGGCCCCUGAUGGCUGGAAGAACUCCGUGCGACACAACCUGUCCCUGAACAAGUGCUUCGAGAAGGUGGAGAACAAGAUGAGCGGCUCGUCACGCAAGGGCUGCUUGUGGGCCCUGAACCUGGCCCGCAUUGACAAGAUGGAGGAGGAGAUGUACAAGUGGAAGAGGAAGGACCUUGCCGCCAUCCACCGCAGCAUGGCCAACCCAGAGGAGCUGGACAAGCUGAUCUCAGACCGGCCGGAGAGUUGCCGGCGCCCUGGCCGCCUUGGGGAGCCCGAGGCCUGCAUGCUGACCCACGCCACCACAGUGGCCAUGGCCCACAGUUGUCUGGCCAUCUCCCAGCUCCCACCCCAGUCUCUGAUGACCCUGUCCCUGCAGUCUGUCCCCUUGCACCACCAGGCCCAGCCCCAGGCACAUCUGGCUCCAGGCUCACCAGCCCCAGCCCAGACCCCACCUCUGCACGCUCUGCCAGACCUAAGUCCCAGCCCCCUGCCCCACCCUGCCCUGGGGAGGGCUUCAGUGGAUUUCAUCAACAUCUCCACAGACACCAACCCCGAGGUGGAUGCCCUGGACCCCAGCAUCAUGGACCUUACUCUGCAGGGAAACCUCUGGGAUGAGAUGAAGGAAGAGGGCUUCAGCCUGGAUACACUGGAGGCCUUUGGAGAGUCCCCACUUGACUGUGAUCUGGGGGGCCCAGACCUGAACCCCAUCUCCGGAGGCAGUGACCAGUCCUUCUCAGAUUUGCAGGUGACAGGGCUGUAUGCUGCAUACCCCACCCCGGACAGUGUGGCUGCCUCAGCUUCCACCCCCUCCUCUCAGUACUUGGGCACCCCAGGGAACAAGCCCAUAGCCCUGCUAUAA
This is a messenger RNA of Chrysochloris asiatica (Cape golden mole), 1545 nucleotides long. RefSeq names its product forkhead box N4 (gene FOXN4). Gene Ontology annotation, biological process: regulation of DNA-templated transcription. The coding region runs from base 1 to 1545 and encodes 514 amino acids. The transcript has 9 exons. The record is from RefSeq and is a predicted model, not a curated record. Gene Ontology annotation, cellular component: nucleus. Gene Ontology annotation, molecular function: cis-regulatory region sequence-specific DNA binding; DNA-binding transcription factor activity. NCBI's taxonomy places the organism in Eukaryota, Metazoa, Chordata, Mammalia, Afrosoricida, Chrysochloridae.